GUUUGAUCUCCUUUCCCUUUCCUCCUCUUCCAGGGUCUUCCAGUCUAUUCAACAAUUAUUUCCCUUCCAUUGAUUCGCAGUUUAUUUCCUUGCAAAGGACUUCAUGAGUCCUCAAACAACAUGUCUUCCGACAUAGACUCAGCAAGCAGUGCGCAUGCUGCAGGAGACCCCUCAGGACUCCCAUUCGAUCCGCCUGGCAGCGUUCGGAUGACAGCUGAACUACACUACAGAUAUAGUGACGACCGCAGACCUAUAGUGAACCAGUAUCUGCGCGGUCACCGAGUCGGAAAGGGUCAGCAUGGCGAAGUAUGGGUGUGUUGGGACUUGUCGCAUGAUCAUCGUCGCGAGCUGGCCAUAAAGGCUGUCAAACGUAAUAACCCACGCGCUGAGAAGAUGAACAUGCUCCGCAGGCGAAACAUCCCUGCGUCGUCUCACACACCACUCACAGAAAAACUCGGAAGCCUUGAGCAUAAAAUACGGAAAGAAAUAGCGAUAAUGAAAAAAUGUCGUCAUGGGCAUGUAGUUCGCUUGUUGGAAGUUAUCGACGACAAGCUGAAUGAUCGGAUAUACAUGGUCAUGGAGUAUCUAAGCGGUGGAGAAAUCAAAUGGCGCAACGAGCAGAAUGAGCCUGUGCUGCAGGUGGACCAAUGUCGACGAAUUUGCCGCGAUGUUAUCCUUGGCCUCGAAUAUCUUCAUUACCAGGGAAUUAUUCACCGUGACAUAAAGCCCGCUAACCUUCUCUGGACUGCGGAUCGCCAAAUGGUCAAGAUCAGUGAUUUUGGGGUCUCGCAUUUCUCAUAUGCGCAGCGCCUUGCGGCUGCAGGGCGUGGAAAUGCUCUAGAUGACGCUAACGACCCAAUUUUGCUGGAUGAUUCGGACCUUUCCAAGCGUGCUGGAACCCCACCGUUUCUUGCCCCUGAAGUCAUCGCUGAGUAUAAUGGCGAUCCUUCACCAUCCAUAUCGGCUUCUGCUACCUCAACCACGCUGCCGUCCUUGAGGUCCGCACCACAUAUAGGUUCCUCUUCUACUGUCCGCCCGAACACAUCCCAGCGACUGCAGAUCACGAAGGCCAUUGAUGUGUGGGCUCUUGGUGUCACACUGUACUGCCUUCUUUUCGGUAAAAUUCCAUUCAGACCCCCAGAUUCGAGCGAAUACAUGCUCUACAAUAUCAUAUGCAAAAAUGACUGGGAGCCAGAAGACACCAUGGGUUAUGAUCGUCUUCCAACUGGCGGGCGGAAACCUAAGGAUAAAAAGUCCGAGGGAUUUGUUGUCAUGAAUCUUCUCGACAAGCUGCUUGAAAAGGAUCCCAACAAACGCAUGACUCUUGAUCAAGCAAAGCGGUACGUGUGGUUCCUGCGGGAUAUUCCACAUCACCAAGAAUGGCUUCGCCAAACAUCACCCUCUGACAUGGUGAAGGUCUCGGAGUCUGAGACCCGCACUGCGAUGACCACCGUCCGCUUCAGCUGGGGCUGGCCAAAGCGCCUCACACGUCGCCUAUCCUCGUUAUUCAAGGGCGUUCGUCCUUCGCGUGCCACGUCAUCACGUCCUGAUGAAGACGACUUCGGUGUGUGUUCUUCGCCUACCAUUGCGGUAGAGCGGCACAAAAGCGUUAGUGGGCGAAUGUCAAGUUCAGAAUUCGACGAGGAGGGCAAGCGUCGUGGUAUUGCACGCUCUGUCAUUGUGCGUAACGACUCGACGCCAAACAUGGGAAGGAGAGAAGAAUCAAUCGAGAGGUGGGCCCGGAAUGCAUCCAGGAGCAGGGCGCGUGACUCCAGUCGCCCUCCUUCACGACAGAGAGAAUCCAAGACCCUUCUUCCACUUGAUCAGUGUCAACCUGGUACAUCAUACUCUCAAGGCUCUACCAGCCGUGGUAGAGACAAUGCCAAUACUUCCCUUCGAGAUGAUGCGAUGUUCUUGGGUGCCGGUGGCGUGUGCAAUGACCCGAGCAGCCUUAUUUCGUCAAACUUGCCUUUAGGCCUCAAUCAAUCAAUUUGUCACUCUCCCGCUGUGUUACGACACCCACAACCUGAACGCAUCCACAUCGCUCCCCCGACUUCAGUUGUUCCUGAACCGUCCUUGCACGACUCUGGGCACAGCCGGCAUCUAACUGUUCGGUCUGCUACUCAAAGCCCCAGUCCCUUACAGCAAGUCGCAUACGAAUCAGAAUCCAGUACGACGAGCGAGGACGACUACGACGACCUCGACGACGACUCUAGUUUCUUUCGCGAUACUCACAGAGAUCGCCAAGCGGAAUCGGAGGCUUUACAGGCUAGCACCAGCCUCAUGUACGGGGAGGUAGAUGAGGAUGAGAGCGAUGAGGAGACAGUUCCUAUUGAAGUAAAGCGGCGGCGUCCAUCUGUUUCCCUCACGGCUGCUUCCCCCGUACCUCUUUCUGACUUCUCAGAUGACGCCCACUGAACUCGAGACCUAUGUAUUUCCACUGCAUCUGUGAUUUUAUACUCUUUUUUUGCUUCCCCUCCAAGAGGCAACAUAGAUUUAGUUAGCUUGCUAAAUGUUACUGGCGGCAAGGAAACCACGAAAUCUAUCCGGUGUUCUUACACGUAAUAAGCCA
Molecule: messenger RNA, 2572 nt
Organism: Suillus discolor
Lineage: Eukaryota; Fungi; Basidiomycota; Agaricomycetes; Boletales; Suillaceae
Product: kinase-like domain-containing protein
Exons: 6
Coding region: 121-2418 (765 amino acids)
Biological process (GO): protein phosphorylation
Molecular function (GO): protein kinase activity; ATP binding
Source: RefSeq, a predicted model, not a curated record